UCUGCCGCGGCCGCUGCAGUGCAGUCGGCGGCCGGCACCAGCCGUGUGGUGCCGCCGAGAGAGGUGACCAUGCAGCUCCCGUGGCUGGUGACGGCGCUGCUGCUGGUGGUGCUGGUGCAGACAGGUUACGCCCAGCAGCGGACCGAUGACCGCACCGUGCGGCGUCGGUGCGGGCAGGGCGAGGCCACGUGCGGCGACGGACGCUGCAUCGACUACCGUCGUCUGUGCGACGGCCGCGCCGACUGCGUCGACGGAUCAGAUGAACUGGACUGCGGAGCCAGCCGAUGUCAGCCCAACGAACUACAGUGCGACAACGGCAAAUGCACGAUGAAACACUGGCGGUGCGACGGAGACAACGAUUGCGGAGACAACACAGACGAGCGAGACUGUCAACAGCGCGUGCCGGGCUCGCGGUGCACCGCCAGUGAGUUCCAGUGCGCCGACCGGCUCCAGUGCAUCCCGCGCUCCUUCCAGUGUGACGGCCAAAACGACUGUCUGGACGCCAGUGACGAGCGCGGCUGUGUGGCGCCGACCAUUGUCGAACAGCCGCCGGCAGUGAGUGUCAUCAGCAUUGGCGGGGUGUUCGUGAUCCGGUGCCGGGCCGUGGGCACCCCCACUCCGGAGAUCUCUUGGAGAAGAAACUGGCGACACGUGCCCGAGAAGUGCCGACAGGAGAGCGUGGAGGGCCGCGGUACGCUCACCUGUCCGGACGCGGCCGUCUCUGACCAGGGCGCCUACUCGUGCGAGGCCAUCAACACGCAGGGUGUGGUGUUCGCCGUGCCCGACACCAAUGUGGUGGUGACCAACGGCGGCAUCUGUCAGCCGCCCGAGUUCAAUAGCGCCGCGCUCACCAACGACGACUGCCGGCGCUGCUUCUGCUUCGGCGUCUCCACUGACUGCGCCAGCUCGGCGCUCUUCGUAUCAGAGCUGCCGGCGCCCGACCCGAGCGCAGUCUCACUGCACAGCAUAGACUCGGUGCCGGGAUCGCAGGACGCCUGGGAGAUUCAGCGGCUCAGAGAGCGGCCCUACCCCGGCCGGCAGGGCGAGAUUCAGGUCCGGCCACCGCAGCUGUUUGACUCGGACAGCUACUUUGGCUUGCCGAGCUCCCACACAGGAAACCUGCUCAACAGCUACGGCGGCUACCUGCGCUUCUCCCUGAGCCAGGAGCCGCCGUCGGACGGCGCUCCGGAGGUCGUCAUCCAGGGUAACGGUAUCACGCUGUGGUACCGAGCCGACAUUCAGCCGGCCGGCGGAGACUUUAUCAUCCGAAUGGACGUGGGCAGCUUCUACUCAUCGUCGAGGUUCGACCGCGAGCCGCAGCUGGCCUCGCGAGACGAGAUCAUGAUGACUCUUCAGAACGUGGAGGGAUUCUACAUCAGGGCGCCGCCGACGUCUCCGCCGGGCUCUACCGUGGUGCUGAGCGGAGUCCGGCUGGACACGGCGAUCAGGUCGCAGACGCCACAGGGGCCGGCGGCGCUGGUCGAACAGUGCCGCUGUCCGCCCGGCUACACAGGCAACUCCUGCGAGGAGUGUGCACCCGGCUACGAGCGCCAGCCCAGCGCGGACCGACUGAGCCUGGGCACCUGUGAGUCGCCGCGCCCGACGCCGCCGCCCGUCCCUGAGCGCUGCAGGGACGGAGAAUAUGGCGACCCUCGGCGCGGCAUUCCCUGUCGGCCCUGCCCCUGCCCCGGCGGACAGCAGCAAUUCGGCCAGACAUGCUACCUUGACUCGGACGACCAGGUGACGUGUAACUGUGACCCCGGGUACGGAGGACGCCGGUGUGAGCGCUGCGCGGCCGGCUACCGCGGCGACCCGUCGCGCGGCGAGCCCUGCAGACGAGGCGGCGAGUGUGACCCGGCCGGCUCGCUCUCCGAGGAUCCCGAUCCCAGAACUGGCCGGUGCAACUGCAAGGAGUUUGUGACCGGACGCCUCUGUGACCAGUGCGUCCAGAGAGCCUUCUACCUGAGUCCCAGCAACCAGUACGGCUGCAUCAACUGCUUCUGCUCGGGCGUGACGGACCAGUGCACCUCCUCCCAGUGGUACCGGCGCCAGGAGUCGGCCGUGUUUGUGACCGACACUCAGGGUGUCCGGCUGACCGACGACCUCGUGGAGGAGACCUUUGACGGCGUCAGUCUGGACCGGCGAGACCAGCAGCUGGUGUUCAAGGGCCUGGACAGGCUCGGGGACAAGCCGCUGUACUGGAGCCUUCCGGCCCGGUUCCUGGGCGAUAAGGUGACUGCCUACGGUGGCUCCCUGAGCAUCAACAUGAGCUACUCGGCUCCCAACGGGGGCCAGCCGUUCCCAGACUACCCGGACAUCGAGAUCUUCGGUAACGACGUGCGUCUGGGCCACCUGGUCUCGGGCGGUCUGCCGGCCGGCCGGCCCAUCUCGCUCUCCGUCCCCAUGGUGGAGACCGCCUGGCGUCGGGACGACGGCGGACCGGUGGACCGCGAGCACCUGCUGAUCGCCCUGGCCGACCUCGAGUACGUCAUCUUCAAGGCGGCGGACGCGCGCGGCGCCUCAGAGGCCAGGUUGUCUGGCGUGGAGAUGGACACGGCGACGCAGCGUUUCACCGGUCAGGAGCAGGCGUACGCCGUGGAGCAGUGCAGCUGUCCCGAGGGGUACCGGGGCCUAUCGUGCGAGGACUGCGAUGUCGGCUACACGAGGUCGCUGUCUGGCCUGUACCUGCGUACCUGCGUCCGCUGCAACUGCGGAGGCAGGAGUGACGAGUGCGACGCCGAGACCGGCGAGUGUCUGAAUUGCCGCGAGAACACCGACGGCCCGGAGUGUGGCGUGUGCCGCGCCGGCUACGAGGGUGACCCGAGCCGCGGUCAGCCGUGCCGGCCGCGCGCCGACCUGCCCUGCGACUGUGACCCGCGCGGCAGCAACUCCGAGCUCUGCGACGCCCGCCGACAGUGUGACUGCAAGGCGAAUGCGGAGGGUAACCACUGCGACCGCUGCCGGGCCGGCUCGUUCGGUCUGGGCACCGACCCGGCGGCCGGCUGCUCGAGCUGCUUCUGUUCGGGAGUCAGCCGGCAGUGUUCCGUAGCCCGUCUGUACCGCUCCCAGCUGCCCAUGUCCGUGCUGGGCGCUCAGCACGGCGUCACGCUCAGUAACAGCGAGGGCGUCACGAUCGUGGAGAACGGCGAGAUCGCGUUCAGCGCCGCCGACAACGAGGUCAGCUACCGGGUGGAGGCGGCGCGGCAGGCCGAGACGCUCUACUGGACGCUGCCGGACCUCUUCACCGGCGACCAGCUGAAGUCGUACGGGGGUUCGCUGAUGGUGCGGCAGCGCAUUCAGCUGCGCUCCCGCUCCGGACCCCUGCCCGACACCCUGCCCGACAUCAUCCUGUAUGGAGGAGCUGUCGAGCUGCGUCUGCGCACACCGUCCCGGCCGCAGCCGGACGGCAGACUGCACGAGUACUCGGUGCGCCUGGCGCCGGACGAGGGAUGGGUGGACGGCACCACAGGCCUGCGCGCCGACCGCGAGCUGCUCAUGACCGCUCUCAGUGACGUGGAGGCCAUUCUGGUGCGCGCCACCGUCUCACUCGGCGACGGAGAGCAGACCACCUACCUGAGCAACGCCGUCCUGGACACGGCCAUCGUCUCGAGCACGGGUGACGGCCUUGUGGAGACGAUCGAACAGUGCCGGUGUCCCCCCGAGUACGAGAGCCUCUCGUGCCAGGACUGCGCGCCGGGCCACUACCGCGCCGCCGACGACACGUGCCGCAGAUGUCCGUGCAACGGCAACGAGGUCAGCUGUGAGCUGGACGAGCGCGGCUCGGUGGUCUGCGAGUGCCGGCCCAACUUCAGCGGUCGGCGCUGUGAGAUCGAGGGCGCCAGUUCGGACGGUCGAGGCGGCAGAGGUGACCAGCCGCCAUCCGGAGACCGAUCUCGGGGUGGACAGUCCUCGUCUGGUGACCGUUCUCGGGGUGGACAGUCCUCGUCUGGUGACCGAUCUGGCGGCGGCCAGACGGGCUCCGGUGGCCGGCUGGAGCCGCUGACUGCCCCCCAAGUCACCAUCACCCCCCGGUUCCUGCGGCUGGAGUCGGGCCAGCCGGCCGAACUACGCUGUGAGGCCUCCGGCAGUCCGGCGCCGACCAUCGCCUGGAGCGGCGGACGGGACGGCCUGCUCGAGCCAGACGUAUCCAUCGUGGAGGGUUUGCUGGCGAUCGGCGCCGUCGCCAAGGCGCACGAGGCCGAUUACUUGUGUACGGCCACCAACGAGGCCGGCACCAUCUCCGUCCGCACCAUUAUCUACGUCAACGAGGCCCGCGAGCCGACAUCGACCGACAGAAGGGACGAGAGACGAGACGAGAGACGGGACGAGAGACGAGACGAGAGACGGGACGAGAGACGGGACGACCGCCGAGAGCAGUCGGGAUCUCGUACCUCCUCGGGCCGGCGGGUUGAGAGGCUACAGGUGGCCGUGUCCCCGUCUCGGGAGCAGCAGGUAAACGCCGGAGAGUCAGUGUCCAUCCAGUGUCUGCCCGUGGAGGGCUCGCCCCGGCCCCGCUCGGUGGUCUGGAGCCGCGCGGACGGACGCCCCAUGCCUGCCGGUGCUCAGACCACCCCGGACGGCACGCUGAGGUUCCCCAGUGCCACUCCGGAGGUGACCGGGGACUACAUAUGCACGGCGUCAGACGGCCUGUCCGAGGCCACGGCCAUCGCUCGGCUCUACGUGCAGACCCAGGUCGCUCCGACCAUCACACUGAACCAUCCAGACACCUACCGUGUGACCGAGGGUGAGCGGGUGGAACUCACCUGCUCUGCGUACGGCGUGCCGCAGCCGUCAGUGGCCUGGUCCUCCGCCGACUGGUCGGAGCAGUUCGGCGUGGUGGGCCGCUCCACGGGCGUGCUCGGCUCGGCGCGGCUGUCCGACGCUGGUGUGUACACGUGCACUGCUCAGAGCGCGGCCGGUCGCACAGAGCGCGUCCUGCAGCUGGUGGUCGAGGUGGCCGGCGGCGAGCGGCAGGCGGCGGCCGGCCGGCCCGCCGAGUUCGUGCCCCCACCGCCGCCGCCCGGGUCACUGGGCAAAGUGCGCACCGACCAGCCGCUGUACACGGUGCCCGUCAACGGACGCGCAGAGCUCACCUGCUUCGUCGAAGGAGCCAGCUCUCGGGUGUCUCUCACGUGGAUCCGCUCCGGCGGCCGGUCGAUGCCCGCCGAUCACUCCAUCCGCGGCGGCACGCUCUACAUCAACGCCGUGCAGAAGGAGGCCGAGGGCGUCUAUACGUGUCUGGGCAUCGGCGGCGAGGGCGUGGUGCUCUUCAGGGCCGACGCCACGCUGCGGGUCAUGGAGCCGCCGCGGAUCCAGCUGUCUCCCGUGCGUCAGGUGGUUCAGCCGGGCGACAGUGCCAGCAUCCAGUGCCUCACCACCGGCGACCCGCCCAUCGAGGUCGGCUGGAGCCGCAUUCAGCAGUCGCUGCCGGCCACCGCCUACAUCGAGAACGGCGCCCUGCUGUUCACCAGUAUCUCGGAGUCGGACGCCGGCCGCUACAUCUGUCUGGCGGAGAACCAGGCCGGCCGUGCUGAGGGCAUCGCAGAGGUCAUCGUGAGACGAGGGGCCAGUAUCGUGGCGUUUGAGCGGGACGUGCGCGCCUACCUCGGCUCGACGGUGACGCUGCGCUGCGACUCGUCCGGCUUCGAGGGCCGCAUCAGCUGGAGCCGGCCGGACGCGCAGCUGCCGGAGCGGGCCGUGGCCGACGACACAUCGCUCACUCUGACGGGGGUGGACGAGCGGGCGGCCGGCGAGUACGUGUGUUCGGUGAGGGACCGGGACGGACGCACCUUCCAGGACACCAUCUCUCUGACCGUGGAGCCGGCGCCGGCCGAGGCGCUGACCCAGGCCUGUCCGCCGACCACUCUGCCAUGCGGCUCCGGCGAGUGCCUGCCCUUCAGGUACUUCUGUGACGGCAAUAAGGACUGCAUUGACGGCUCCGACGAGACCCAGUGCAGCGUGCAGUCGGACCAGUCGGCCAACUAACGCUUCGGACGGUCACCCAGAGAUGGCGCCACCGGCGCUGUGACCCGAACCCGUCGGCGAUCGGGACCAGUCACGAGGGGGCUCACAUCUUGCCACCGCCGAGAUGUGAAAUGCUUGUGGUUUUAGCUGCGUGGGGUGAUCGCGUUGACCACCGUUUGCGGAAUGGCCGAUGUCGGUAUGUUACCACUGCCAUUUGCGUGGCUGUCGCUCUCGCUCAUGAUAUUCACUUUUUUGGCUUUGCGGAGCCAUGACAGCCGUUGAUAUUGCUCAGCUUAGGUAUUUGAAGUGCCGGCAGCAUAUUAUCUCGCUCCCGCGCCGUCUAGAGCUGGGCCCGCAUAGGCUGAUGAACACUGGAAAAUAUGCAUUGUAAACUUUUAUUUCGCUCUUGCUGUAUCGUAUAGUGUUUGCUUCCUUUACUAUAUGAUAUAUUGCAAAACACUGCCAGCCGCUUUUGGCCACUGUCCGAUAUUUGUAAUGUAACUUCGGUCUUCUUAUUACAAUGACCAAACCACAAUCGCUGGAAAAUAAAGGUAAUUGAUACCUAA
Amphibalanus amphitrite is the source of this 6530-nucleotide messenger RNA. Its product is annotated as basement membrane-specific heparan sulfate proteoglycan core protein-like. The transcript has 37 exons. Lineage: Eukaryota; Metazoa; Arthropoda; Thecostraca; Balanomorpha; Balanidae. The record is from RefSeq and is a predicted model, not a curated record. The coding region runs from base 70 to 5985 and encodes 1971 amino acids. Gene Ontology annotation, molecular function: protein binding. Gene Ontology annotation, cellular component: basement membrane.